AUGGAUAUGAUCAACAAGCGAACGGAAAUGAACGAACUGCGCAUUUUAGCUGUUGAAAGUCGCAUGAAGAUGACAAAUAAAGCAGAUGAAAACGUCGAGAACAAGCCAAAAACGUUCACAGGAGUAAAGGGAAACAAAGGCGACAAAGGGUCUGUUGGAGCAACUGGGAUAAAAGGAGAGACGGGAGCGAAGGGUCUUCAAGGACGAAAAGGAUCUAUUGGCUCAAAAGGAAAUAAAGGCAACAAAGGAUCGGUUGGUAUUCAAGGACCGAAGGGAGAAUGUGUUGUUCCUAUGAGAAUCAGUGUGUAUCCAGUAUCUCAGGAAGUUUUUGCAGGCGAGACAGCAAUAUUUUACUGUUGGGUUCAAGGCCAGACGUCGUCCACGAUAACAUGGCGUAAGCUUGGAGGUGUCCUAUCUGAUGCUACUGUGGAAGAAGGUGCACUUCGAAUCAGCAAGGUACAAAGUUCACAUGUUGGAUCUUACAUGUGUACAGCUCGCACUGGUCUAGGAAUGUUAAGAACAAUAAGCAGGCUUCAGAUAAAAGAGUCACCAAAAUUUACAAACAAACCUUCUUCAGAGGUCAUUUUGGCGCAAGGAACUACUGCAAGCUUGUGCUGUGAAGCUACAGGUUCUCCACCUCCCAGAAUUGAAUGGUACCGAGCCCAAAAACAAUCUGUUUCCAUCCCGGUUAACCAGGAAGACAGAUGUCUCCUAGUUAACACAGAUAAAGAAAACGCUGAAGGAGACUACAUCUGCCGGGCCACGAGCAGAUUAGGAUUGGCAGAGACAGUUACCACGGUGAUUGCAACGAGAUUAAUUGGUAUUUCAUGUCAGUCGAUUCGAAGGGAUCAACCUGGUGAAUCUGACGGGAUCUACUAUAUCCAUGAUAAAAGCACUAAAAUGACCUUUGCUAUAGUUGACCUCGAAAGACAGAAACAUUACAAACUUCCACUUUGUUUAGACACCGUAAAAGUUCAGUUCAAAUCCAAAUGUUCAAGACAAAAGUCACGCUAA
This is a messenger RNA of Stylophora pistillata, 1014 nucleotides long. RefSeq lists its product as uncharacterized. Gene Ontology annotation, molecular function: axon guidance receptor activity. Gene Ontology annotation, biological process: synapse organization; homophilic cell-cell adhesion. Gene Ontology annotation, cellular component: plasma membrane; axon; neuronal cell body. Lineage: Eukaryota; Metazoa; Cnidaria; Anthozoa; Scleractinia; Pocilloporidae. The record is from RefSeq and is a predicted model, not a curated record.